GUGGGUCUUCCCAAGAUGGCGGCGACCUCGGUGUGCAGGUUGCUGUCAGGAUGCAGGAAUCUGUGGGUCGGAGCGGGGAUGAUGAGGUCCCUGCAGUCCGCAGGCCGGGUGUCGGGUGGUCUCUCGGGUAUAUUUCACAGCGCGAUGAUGAAACCCACAUCAGAAUGCAAGUUCCUCCACUCAACAGCCGCAUGUAACAGUCUCCAAGAGUUCUUUGACGAUCCAAAGAACUGGGGAGAACCAACAGUGAAGUCUGGUGAUGCUUGGACUUCUAAACAGCUGAGAGGCAAAAGCAACGAAGAUUUACAUAAGCUCUGGUACGUGUUGCUAAAAGAGAAAAACAUGCUUCUGACGUUGGAGCAGGAGUCUAAAAGACAGAGAUUGGCAAUGCCAAGCCCGGAGCGUCUGAGGAAGGUGAACAAAUCCAUGGAGAGGCUGGACACUGUAAUUACAGAAAGGGAAGACGCACUCAGGCUUCUUCAGACAGGACAGGAAAACCCGUACCCGGGCGACUGGAGGAAGAAUGUUUUCGGGGAAACAUAUUGGUAUACAUGCAAGGAAUGGCCGAUGCCUUGGUAUAUGAACAAAGGAUAUAAGGCAAAGAAAUUUUUUGCGUUGCCGUACGUUGAUCAUUAUGUUAGAUUAAAAAUAGAAAAGCAGUUACGGAUCCGAUCAAGAAAAAGAAGAGCUGAGAAAAAAAGGAUCUGUGAUCUCCAAAAAAGGUUCCCUCACAUGGCUAGCAGCUCAUGAAGGAAAAUUUCAGCUAAAUCAACAGUAUAUUCCGCUAACUUAAUAAAACAUGUCUUUACUUUA
Spea bombifrons (plains spadefoot toad) is the source of this 813-nucleotide messenger RNA. It is a transcript of the gene MRPL47, whose product is annotated as mitochondrial ribosomal protein L47. Gene Ontology annotation, biological process: mitochondrial translation. The record is from RefSeq and is a predicted model, not a curated record. The transcript has 7 exons. NCBI's taxonomy places the organism in Eukaryota, Metazoa, Chordata, Amphibia, Anura, Pelobatidae. Bases 16 to 750 code for a protein of 244 amino acids. Gene Ontology annotation, molecular function: structural constituent of ribosome. Gene Ontology annotation, cellular component: mitochondrial large ribosomal subunit; mitochondrial ribosome.